Molecule: messenger RNA, 1790 nt
Organism: Hyphopichia burtonii NRRL Y-1933
Lineage: Eukaryota; Fungi; Ascomycota; Pichiomycetes; Serinales; Debaryomycetaceae
Gene: PWP1
Product: rRNA-processing protein
Exons: 1
Coding region: 1-1713 (570 amino acids)
Biological process (GO): rRNA processing
Cellular component (GO): nucleus
Molecular function (GO): protein binding
Source: RefSeq, a predicted model, not a curated record
AUGAUUUCUUCUAGUAGUUGGGUUCCUAGAGGCUUUGCUUCUGAAUUCCCAGAAAAAUAUGAAUUGGACGAUGCCGAAAUGGAAAGAAUUACCCAAAUGGCUAAUCUUGAAUUGAACGAUGCCAGAGAAGAUUUGGCAAAUGAACAAGGCGAAGAAGAAGAAGAUAACGAUGAAGAUAAAGAUCAAAAAUUGAAAGAGCAAAUUGAAAUUGACGACGAUUUAAAGGAAUACGAUUUGGAAAAUUAUGAUAACGACGAUGAUACCCCUGGUGAAGCAGUUUCGAUGUUCCCGGGAUUAUCAAAAGAUGCUCAAUUUCAUCAAAAUGGAGAAGAAGAUGCUUAUUUGACUUUACCAAAAGAUAAUGAAUUACAAGAAGAAAAGAAAGAAUCUCAAAUAUAUCCAACUGAUAAUUUAGUGUUAGCAACCAGAACUGAAGAUGAUAUUUCUUAUUUAGACGUUUAUGUUUAUGAUGAUGGUGCUGGUGCCCCACAAGGAUCUAAUGAAGAAGAAGAAGAUAAAUUGGAUCAGGAUGUUGCUAAAGGUUUAAUAAGAGAUUCUAAUUUAUAUGUUCAUCACGAUCUUAUGUUACCUUCUUUCCCAUUAUGUGUUGAAUGGAUUAAUUAUAAACCAGGUCAAAAUGAUUCAGAGGAUAUUGGUAAUUUUGCCGCUAUUGGUACUUUUGAUCCCCAAAUUGAAGUUUGGAAUUUAGAUUGUAUCGAUAAAGCUUUCCCUGAUUUAAUUUUAGGUGAACCUCAAGAUAAUUCAAUGCCUGCAUUAAAUAAAAAGAAAAAGAAGAAGUCUAAAUCUAAAUCUCAUGUCACAACUCACCAUACUGAUGCAGUUUUAUCUUUAGCUCAUAACAGAUAUCAUAGAAAUGUUUUAGCAUCUACCUCAGCCGAUAAAACUGUUAAAUUAUGGGAUUUAAAUAGUGGGACUGCUGUAAGAUCAUUAAACACAAUUCAUAAUAACAAAACCGUUUCUUCUUCACAAUGGCAUCCACAAGAAAGUUCUAUUCUUUUAACCGGUGGUUAUGAUGGUACUUGUGGGGUAUCUGAUGUCAGAAUAUCUGAUGUUAAUCAAAUGACUAAAAAUUAUAAAGUUAGUCCUGGUGAAGAAGUUGAAAAUGUUAAAUGGGGUCACAGUUCUACUCCAGAACUUUUCUAUGCCGGUACUGAUAAUGGUAAUGUUUAUUGUUAUGAUGUAAGAACUUUAGAUAAACCUUUAUGGACUUUACAUGCUCAUGAUGCUGGUAUUUCUUCAUUAGAAGUCAAUGCUCAUGUUCCUGGUAUGAUUGUUACUUCAGCCAUGACUGAAAAAGUUGUUAAAUUAUGGAAAUGUCCAAAUAAUAAUAAAGGAGGUCCAUCCAUGGUUUUAUCUCGUGAUUUUGGUGUUGGUAAUGUUUUAACCUCUGCAUUCCCUCUGGAUAUCGAAGUUGCUGGUAAUUUAACUGUUGGUGGUAUUACUGGUGCUUUGAAAAUGUGGGAUAUUUUCUCUAAUAGAUCUGUUCGUAACUCAUUCCGUGAAGAAUUGAAAACCUUACAAAAAUCAGCUAGAGAAUUUGCUAAAGAACAAGGUAGAGCAUCAAGAAUUGCCAGAAAAUAUCAAGGUGAUAACACUGUUGAAAGUGUUAUGUCCGUUGAAGCUGGUAGUUUGGAAGAUGAUUCCGAUUCUGAUGGUGAAGAUGCUCAUAAUGAUAUGGAAGAAGAUGAAUAAUUCACUUGAUUAUCUAAUUCCAAAAAUAUCUAUCUUUUUUUUUGUUCUCUGUAUAUUAUUAAAAGUAGACCUUAUUU